Messenger RNA from Botrytis deweyae, 756 nucleotides. RefSeq lists its product as uncharacterized. The record is from RefSeq and is a predicted model, not a curated record. Lineage: Eukaryota; Fungi; Ascomycota; Leotiomycetes; Helotiales; Sclerotiniaceae. The coding region runs from base 1 to 756 and encodes 251 amino acids. The transcript has 2 exons.
AUGACCUCUAAGGUUACACUUAAUCUGAAGGCAUUUUGCAAAGUAUUUACGAUAGUUAUUGGUCGAAAUAUGCCAGACCGAACAACUAUGGUUAAGGUUUCAGUUCCUCUUCUAGCAGCGCAAUCAUUCUAUUUCAAGACUGCAUCUUCGCAGCCAUGGAUUGGUGGAGAAAGCACCAUAGAAUUUCCAGACGUGUCAUGUUCAACAUUCGAAAUUUUCAUGGUGUGGCUGAACACAGGUCAUAUCAAAAAUGCGGGCACCCUUCGUCACAAUGUUGGCCCAGACCACUGGCCACGAAAACCACUGACAGAACAGCUCUCCGAAGAUUGGGAUCAACUCAUUAGUUGUUAUCUGAUGGCCGACUACAUACAGGCGCCAAGAUACACGAACCAUAUAAUGAAUGCUCUUAUUGAAACAUUGAAAAAGUUCGAAUGGGUUCCGGUGGAUGACGAUUUCCCUCUUGAACCCUUGUGUAAUUCGUGUAUCAAAACCGUCAAUAUCGUCUGGACCGAGACUGUUGCUACGUCACCUCUCAGGAAUCUAAUUUUAGACACUCUCGGUUUAACAAAUCACGCUCCUCAAAAUAUGACGGAGACACUGUUUCUUGCUUCCCCAGCACCAGAGACAUUAGGCGACAGUCUGACGGUGCCAGAAGAUUUUCUCAAAUCGUUACAGCUUCAUACUCAAGUUCAAUCCCCGUGGGGGGCGCCUAAGAGUGCCUACCACAUUGAGGAAAAGCUUCCGCGGCCAAAUUAA